GUUUUGGCAUUGAUUUCCUUCAUCUGCAUAGAGACCAUCAUGGAAUGCUCCCCUUGUGAAGGCCUUUAUUUCUUUGAAUUUGUCAGCUGUAGUGCAUCGGUAGUUACAGGAGUUCUGUUGCUUAUGUUCAGUCUAAAUCUCCAUGCAAGAAUACCACAGAUCAACUGGAACAUUACAGAUUUGGUCAAUACUGGACUCUGCACUUUCUUUUUUUUCAUUGCAUCUAUAGUACUCGCUGCUCUUAACCAUAAAAAAGGAGCAGAAAUUGCAGCUGUGGUAUUUGGCUUUCUGGCAACCACAGUCUAUGCUGUGAAUUCAUUUUUAGCAGUUAAAAAUUGGAGAAUUAACAGCCAACCACAAAAUACACGACAGACCAGUGAUUAUAUGCGUGCUCGGACAGAAUCCAGAGAAGUAGAUCAUUGCCCAGAGAUUCAGCGUUUGGAUGGGUGAAAAUCAUAUGCAACGUGGGAUUUCCUUAAGAAAAAGAAAAGUAGAAGCAUGCAGUCCUUUUUUUUCUUUAACAAGUUAUUCACUUUUAUAGGAAAUGAAGAUGAAGAUGCGGUGGCCAAGAGCAUCUGCAUGCCCAGAGAGGGAGGAUUGAGAAGCAAUUGACAUGAAGGUUACAGUGGCUUACCUUUUCUAAUGAAGAUAUUUGUCCAUAAAUAUGGAGGAGAGGAGGAGACAUUGGAGGGAAGAUCUGUCUUGGUGCACAAUAUUUUCUUGAGAUUGCAAACUCAGAAGGACUUGGUGUUUAGUCUACAUUCCUGUCAUUAAGUAGAAACAUUAAAAUUAACACUGGCCUUAGAUUUUA
This is a messenger RNA of Varanus komodoensis (Komodo dragon), 811 nucleotides long. It is a transcript of the gene CMTM4, whose product is annotated as CKLF like MARVEL transmembrane domain containing 4. Gene Ontology annotation, cellular component: membrane. The transcript is spliced from 3 exons. The record is from RefSeq and is a predicted model, not a curated record. NCBI's taxonomy places the organism in Eukaryota, Metazoa, Chordata, Lepidosauria, Squamata, Varanidae. The annotation marks the transcript as partial.